AUGCUUCCCCUUACCACUCUUGACGUUCACAACCAAGCGGCAUCUCCGCUCAAGGAUGAGCUCGGCCAAGAAAGCGACAAAACGACAGAGACGCCCGACAACUCCAGCCCCGAAUCCAUCCCGCACAUGGAGGCAGAGCACCAGAUGAUCAACGAUUGGCUCUCCGAACAGCUCCGGUACCACGCAAUCUACGCACCCCCCAUCUUUCCCAUGCUCCUGUACACCUUCUUUGCUAUCAUCUAUGGCGUAUUGGCUUUCUUUGGGGGGAGACGUCUAUUCAUCGAACUUUUGCUCGUGGGUUCUGGCCUUCUUCUAUUGGGGAUGCGCGUGCACGUCCACAGGAGGCUAGGUCGAGAGAUCAAGGAGGUAGCGAAGAGCCUGAAGGUAACAUUGGACGGUGAAGAAGUAGGAGUAGCCGACUUGAAAUGGUAUAGGCGUGCCACGCCCGGUCUCACGGAUUGUCAAACUGGCACCAUCUUUCACCCCUUUCCCCCCUCAUCAGAGGACCAUCGCCAGAGCCCCAUCUCGCCUACCAGCUACCCUCUCUUGCGCAAGUUUACCUCCUUUCCAGAGAAAGCCCGAAUCAUCGCAAUCUGCGUAUUUGCGCCUUUGUUGAGCGACAUGUGGGCGGCGUGCCCUGUUGGCGACACAGAAGUGUCUCCCCUUCGGGAAAGGAUAGUGCUGGAUGUCGUAUUGACUUCUCUGCUGGGAGGCCUCAUUGCGUUCUUUUCCGUUAUGGAGUACGAACAUAUCACGCGCGGUCUGUAUCGACGUUCGAUGGUUCAGGAGAGUAUGGAGUGGAACAGUUUACUUUGGAUCCAAGAGCACAUGGGAUGGUGGGGAGUGUUGGUGAUGGAGCAGACACUUGGGCGUGACAGGUUGGAAGAGUUGAUGGCCGCCAUGAGGAAAAGAGAAAAGCAGUAUGUUGACGACCGUUCGAGAGCUUUGCAAGGAUUGAUUGAUCAAGGUCGUUACGCUGAGACUGAGCGCGAGAUGUUCUUCUCAACAAUAGACUAUGAUCUAUUGAACGAUGAGGCCGUUUACCCUUGA
This is a messenger RNA of Cryptococcus amylolentus CBS 6039, 1050 nucleotides long. RefSeq lists its product as hypothetical. Lineage: Eukaryota; Fungi; Basidiomycota; Tremellomycetes; Tremellales; Cryptococcaceae. The record is from RefSeq and is a predicted model, not a curated record. The transcript is spliced from 3 exons. Bases 1 to 1050 code for a protein of 349 amino acids.